AUGGGACUGAAGCAAGGCGAACGAACAGUGGCUGACUAUUCCAUUGAUUUCCGCACCAGAGCCAGCCAUAGUGGUUGGAACAGUGCAGCUCUCCGUGAUGCCUUUCUCCAUGGGUUGGCAGAUUACAUUAAAGAUGAACUGGUUUCACAUGACACCUCCCUCACCUUGGACGGGGUGAUUGACUUGGCCGUCCGCAUCGAUCUUCGUGUUCAGACUCGUCGACGAGAGAAGCGUCAAGGGGAAAUCCAACAUACUCGUCCACCUCGCUCCCGUGGGGGUGCUGCUGCAGCCAACUCCACCCCAUUGGGUCAGCAGUUUGAGGAUCCAGAGCCCAUGCAGUUGGGCCGCACCUCUCUCUCCCUGGAAGAGAGAGAGCGUAGACGCAAGUCCAAUCUCUGCCUCUAUUGUGGGGCAGCGGGACACUACAUCUCCGGCUGUCCAGCAAAAGCCAGAGCUCAUCAGUAG
This is a messenger RNA of Xyrichtys novacula (pearly razorfish), 465 nucleotides long. Lineage: Eukaryota; Metazoa; Chordata; Actinopteri; Labriformes; Labridae. The record is from the annotation of a GenBank genome assembly.